Molecule: messenger RNA, 1263 nt
Organism: Lolium rigidum
Lineage: Eukaryota; Viridiplantae; Streptophyta; Magnoliopsida; Poales; Poaceae
Product: ankyrin repeat and SOCS box protein 5-like
Exons: 10
Coding region: 1-1116 (371 amino acids)
Molecular function (GO): protein binding
Source: RefSeq, a predicted model, not a curated record
AUGGCGGCGGCGCGGCCACCUCGCUUCCCCACUGCGCUUGCAGGGCUGGUGCUGGGUAAUGGCAGGGGCCACCCCAGGGAGGCGGUGGAGGCGGCGAGGUCGGAAGGCGGCAUGUGGGCGCUGCCCAUCGCCGCGUGCAACGGCCAAAUGGAGGUCUGCAGGUACCUGGUCGAGGUGCUGCGCGUGGAUGUGAACUCCGCCGACGAUGAGGGUAGAACACCUCUCGUUUAUGCGGUCAUCAGUGAAAAUGCUCCUGUUGUCAAGUAUCUUCUUGAUCAUGGUGCUGAUCCAGACAAAGCUGACAAUGACAAGUUAACCCCUCUACAUUCUGCUGCUGGACUAGGAGAUUGUGAAAUGAUAAAACUGUUGCUUGCAAAGGGAGCUUAUGUUGACCCGAUAGCUGAUGAAACUGGGACACCACUGCAUCUUGCUACUAGGGAGCAACAAGUCGCAGCUAUGAAGACUUUGUUGGACCAUAAUGCAGAUUGCAACAAGACGUACAUGAUGUCCGGACUGUAUCCUACGACGCCCCUCUUUGAGGCUGUAAAUGUCUCAUCAGUGGAAUGUGUGAAGCUCCUGGUUGAGGCUGGUGCUAUCAUCAACUCAGAUUGUGUCUCAACUCUUUCACUUGAUUCUACACUGGGAAAUGAUGGCUCAACUGAGUGCUUAAAUUUCUUACUGGAGGCUUGUGCCAACUGUGAUACCCUUGAUGAUGAGAAACAUGAGAAUACAUGGAAAAUAGCACUGUUGAAGUCAUUUGGGACUAAAGCAGUCAAGAGAAAAGAUUUCUAUUCUGCAUCAGCGUUCUACACUAAGGCAUUGGAUCUUGACCCUAAUGAUGCAACCCUGUUCUCAAACAGGAGCUUUUGCUGUCUCCGCAUGGGUGAUGGAGAGGAGGCUCUGCUGGAUGCUCUUAAAUGCAGAGAACUGCGGCCUGACUGGCCAAAGGCCUGCUACCGGCUUGGUGCCGCUCUGAUGUUACUAGAGGACUACGGGAGCGCAUGCAAAACACUUUUGGAUGGACUUAAGUUGGACCCAGAGAAUGCUGAGAUUGAGCGUGCAUUACGGGAAGCUAUGGAAUCUCUGAAGACCUCUAAAGGCACCAGGGCGAGAUGAGUUUGCACCUAUGAAGAUAGAUAGGUGAAGACACCUCUCGUGAAAACAUCCUCUUUUCAAGUCUAGUAAUGACCACUGAAAGUUCUUUUUUGAAAUAUUGCGAGCAGCUUUUAUGAAAUAGUGUGGAGCCACGGUAAUGUGUUUGUA